Messenger RNA from Cavia porcellus (domestic guinea pig), 2230 nucleotides. It is a transcript of the gene Taf1b, whose product is annotated as TATA-box binding protein associated factor, RNA polymerase I subunit B. Gene Ontology annotation, cellular component: RNA polymerase transcription factor SL1 complex; RNA polymerase I core factor complex. Bases 34 to 2022 code for a protein of 662 amino acids. Lineage: Eukaryota; Metazoa; Chordata; Mammalia; Rodentia; Caviidae. The transcript is spliced from 15 exons. The record is from RefSeq and is a predicted model, not a curated record. Gene Ontology annotation, biological process: nucleolar large rRNA transcription by RNA polymerase I; RNA polymerase I preinitiation complex assembly. Gene Ontology annotation, molecular function: RNA polymerase I core promoter sequence-specific DNA binding.
AGGACCUGCGCAGUCUUGCUAGGGAGCAAGCGGAUGGGUCCCUGCAGCCGCAGGAGUCCGGAACCCAAAUUCCAGGGUUGCAGUUUCCGGCGGGAGGUCUCCUCCGGCUCUCCCGGAAGCGACUUCCGCUACCCGGGUAACGGACCGGGGCGUCCUCUUGGUGCCUGUGGGAUGGAGCUGGAGGACGCGAAAGAGUUAAAAGAACGCUGCGCUCAGUGUGCUGCUGUCUCUUGGGGUCUCACUGAUGAAGGCAAAUAUUACUGUACUUCCUGCCACAAUGUUACAGAAAGAUCUAAGGAAGUUACCAACACUGAUGUUAUUCCUAACACCAAGAUAAAAUCCAUCAGCAGGGGCCUCAAAAGGAGAAGCAAGUUGGAGAAAGGCUGGGAUUGGUACGUGUGCGAAGGCUUUCAGCAUAUACUGUGUCAACAAGCAGAAGCCCUGAAGGCCCUCGGAGUGACCCCAGAAUUAAAGGAUGAAGUGUUACACAAUUUUUGGAAGCGUUACCUGCAGAAGAGUAAGCAGGCAUAUUGUGCAAACCCAGUCUACAGCAGAAGGAAGACUGAGAUGUUGGAAGGAAACGUCUGUCAUUCAGAUGGGGUGAGUGGGCCCGAGCUGCUCAGCGACAUAAACUGGACAUCUGGCCUCGACAGUGGAGCAGAGUCACAAUCUGACGCCCCAGGGCCAAAGCCCUUUGCUGCCCUGAGAACACUGCACUCAGAAGCAGCCUCUGUCUGUUCCGGGUCCCUGGAUGGCGUGGAGUACUCGGAGCGGAAGGAGAAAGGUGUCGUGAAGAUGACGGUACCCAGGACACUCGCCCUCUGCUACUUGUCCUUACUGUGGCAGAGAGAAGCAGUGACUCUCUCAGAUCUGCUGAGAUUUGUCGAAGAGGAUCAUAUUCCUUACAUAAAGGCUUUUCAGAAUUUCCCAGAAGAGAUGAAAUUGUAUGGACGUGACAAAGGAAUCUUUGCUAUAGAGUCUUGGCCGGACUAUGAGGAAAUCUAUAAACACACUGUUGAAAUCGCCACGUUCUUAGAUUUGCCCCGUUUUCCGGACAUCACUAAGGACUGCUUCCUGCACCCCAACAUCCUGUGUGUGAAAUACCUGAUGGAAGCCAACCUCCCUGAUGAAAUGCACGCAUUAAUCCGCCAGGUGACAGAGAUGACCGGCUGGGGAGAGGUGGACUCCCUGACCUUUGACCCCAUCGCGAAAGCUGCCACAACUGUGAAGUAUGACGUGCUGGCUGUGGCUCUCAUCGUGGUGGUCUUAAAGCUGCUCUUCCUACUGGACGACAGCGUAGAGUGGUCUUUGUCUGAUCUCGCUGAAGUCAACAAUGAAAAGAACAAAACAGGGAAGCCAUGGUUCAGUUUCAGGAAGUGGUACCACGUCAUGAAGAGGACACUGGAGGAGCAGAGGCGGAAGUGGGAGGACGCACGCGCCAAGUACAUGUGGAAGAGCGAAAAGCCACUCUACCACUCCCACAUUGACAAGCCUGUGGCCUACAAGAGGAGGGAACCAGGAAGCCGGCGCACCAGACUGGCGUGUAACGUGGCACUGCUUGUGUGCGUGCGUCACACCUCCCUUUUCCUUGCAUCUCCAGAAGUGGUGGUUAAUCUGCAGAAGCAGUUCAGCACCCUGCUGGAUCCAGCCCCAACCGUGACGAAGAAAAGCGCUGCGAGUUUCCAGCUCAGCUGGGCCGAAGGCGACCCCGGCCGGCCCUGUUUCCACAGCCACAGUCUUGGGGGUGUCCUGCUAAAAAAAGGCCAGGCACUGGUGACCAAGAACUCCUUAUACUGGCUGAGCACCCAGAAAUUCUGCAGAAGCUACUGCAAACACGUGACCACCUACGAAGAGUCCAAUUUCUCCCUGAGCUAUCAGUUUCUACUAAACCUCUUCGCCUUCCUGCUGCGAGUAAAGGCUGCCCUCCUCCACGACGAAGUGAGCCUAAUUGAAAAAAAGCUUUUUAAAAAGAAAUACAAUGAAGCCAAAAAGAACCCAAGAUCCAGGAAAGGAAGAAGAUAGUGGACCAACGAAAAUGGAGACUUUGUUGGAAAAAUAUUUUGCAAGUGACAGUAAUGUGGAAUUGUGGAAAAUAUAAUUUUACCGCAUGUAGAGAUGGAACAAGCUUGUAAAUAUGUGUAUUACAAAAUGAGCAAACUUUGCAUUUAUUUUUUUAAGUGAUGUAUGUUCUUUGAAAAAGUUAAAACAAUAAAUUAUGUAAAUCCAGAAA